AUGUCGCGCCGGGCCCUUCGGAGGCUGCGAGGGAAACAGCGCGGCCAGGAGCCUCUUGGCCCCGGCGCCCUGCAGUUUGUCCUCCGGGAAGAUGAUGACGCAGAAGAAGAAGGGCUAAAACAGGAACCGGCUGGUCGCCGCCCCCGGGACACAGGGAAGGAGGGCGUAUGCGUCAACAACCGGUUCGAGUUGAUCAACACUGAGGAACUGGAGGAGGAGCCUGUGGUGAAUGGGGACAAGUUGGACUGCGUGCCCACAGACAGAGGGAGAGCCAGUCAUGGGAGAACAGAGACCAAGACGGAUGGAGAUGGGGCUGGCAAGUCAGCAGCCUCUGAGCAGUCAAAUUCAAGCUGCAAACUCCGCAAGAAGAGAAAGCAGCAGAAGAGUAGGAAGAAGGUGACAGGAGAGGCUCCGGAAAAUGGGCAGGAAGAUAUUGACCACAUCUUAGAGCGAAUUGAGGACAACUGUGGGGUUGCUCGGCCAGGCCCACCGCCCCUGGGCUCCCGCAAGCAUGUGCUGCAUGUGGAACACAGACACUUGAAUCCAGACACAGAAUUGAAGAGGUACUUUGGUGCUCGGGCCAUCCUGGGAGAACAGAGGCCUCGCCAAAGACAGCGCAUGUAUCCCAAGUCCAUGUGGCUGACGAACCCCAAGAGCACCUGGCCUCGGUACUCCAAACCAGGACUUUCGAUGCGGCUGCUGGAGACGAAGAAAGGAGGCUCCACGUUUGCUUUUGAGCACAGCGAGGAGUAUCAGCAGGUGCAGCACAGGUUCCUGAUGGCUGUGGAGUCGAUGGAGCCCAACAACAUCGUGGUCCUGCUCCAGACGACUCCCUACCACGUCGACUCACUCCUGCAGCUCAGCGAUGCCUGUCGGCUUCAAGAGGACCAGGAGAUGGCCCGAGACCUUAUAGAGAGGGCACUGUACAGCAUGGAGUAUGCCUUCCACCCCCUCUUCAGCCUCACCAGCGGGACCUGCCGGCUGGAUUACCGCAGACCUGAGAACAGGAGCUUCUACCUGGCGCUGUACAAGCAGAUGACCUUCCUGGAAAAGAGAGGCUGCCCACGCACAGCCUUGGAGUACUGCAAGCUCAUCCUGAGCCUGGAGCCGGACGAAGACCCCCUGUGCAUGCUGCUGAUGGUGGAUCACCUGGCUCUGCGGGCCCGCAACUACGAGUAUCUGAUCUGCCUCUUCCAGGAAUGGGAGGCGCAUCGUAAUCUGUCCCAGCUCCCAAAUUUUGCCUUCUCCGUGCCAUUGGCAUACUUCCUAUUGAGUCAGCAAAUCAACCGCCCGCAGCAUGAGCUCAGCUCUGCCAGGGAGAAGGCCUCCUUCCUGAUCCGGCAGGCGCUCACCAUGUUCCCUGGAGUCCUCAUGCCCCUGCUGGAGUAUUGCAGCGUGCGACCCGACUCCACCAUCGCCAGCCACCACUUCUUCGGACCCAAUGCCCAGAUCAGUCAGUCGCCUGCCCUGAGCCAGCUGGUGAGCCUGUACCUCGGAAGGUCGCACUUCCUGUGGAAAGAAGCUGCCAUCAUGGGCUGGCUGGAGGAGAAUGUCCGUGAAGUGGUGCGGGCCGUGGACUCCGGGGACCCAGCCGUGGGAGCCUGCGAAAGCCGGCGGAGGGUACUCUACCAGCGUGCACCCAGGAACAUCCACCGCCACGUGGUCCUCUCUGAAGUCAAGGAGGCCAUUGCCACCCUGCCACCGGACGUGACCACACAGUCUGUGAUGGGCUUUGAUCCUCUGCCUCCUGCAGACACCAUCUACUCCUACGUCAGACCUGAGAGGCAAACUCCUGUCGGCCAAGCGAACACAGUGGCCCUUUUCUUCCGAUCAUUGUUGCCAAAUUACACCACAGAGGGGCAGCUGGAGGAAGAAGGUGGAGGCAUAGCUGAUGGCCUGGACCGAGUCCAAGGCCUCAACAGGCUGAUGAUAGCAGUACGUGAAAUGAUGGCCAACUUCCAGUUCAACGACCUGGACCUGUUGCACCGGGAGAAUCCUGAGGACCUGGACAAUCCCGAGGGCCUCGGCCAGGGGGAGGGGGAGGACGAGGACCAGGGGGAGGGGGAAUGGGACUGA
Messenger RNA from Chrysochloris asiatica (Cape golden mole), 2076 nucleotides. It is a transcript of the gene TCF25, whose product is annotated as transcription factor 25 (basic helix-loop-helix). Gene Ontology annotation, cellular component: RQC complex. The record is from RefSeq and is a predicted model, not a curated record. The transcript has 18 exons. Bases 1 to 2076 code for a protein of 691 amino acids. Lineage: Eukaryota; Metazoa; Chordata; Mammalia; Afrosoricida; Chrysochloridae.